This is a messenger RNA of Amoebophrya sp. A25, 552 nucleotides long. NCBI's taxonomy places the organism in Eukaryota, Dinophyceae, Syndiniales, Amoebophryaceae. The record is from the annotation of a GenBank genome assembly.
AGGAGUUGCCGCACACGGAAUCAAGCAUCGUGUAUUACCCACGGUAAUCCUCUCAGCAUGCGUUGGCGGGGACGUACUCUGUGGCGCUGCACGAGGCGCGGAAGCGGCCGAGGAGAGCAGGAUACCACAAGAAAGCGAGGAUGCGGAGUGGGUAGACGAAACGAACGAUGAUGUAACGUCGACUUUUGCUAAGUCUGAUCUAGUCGCGCUUCUUUCAACAACAUCGAGUAGAAGUCAAGCUCUUGCAUCUACCUCUGCCGCUGCACCUCCUCCGUCGACGCUAUCCGCUUUCCCGAGUUACACCUGUGCCCCAGGACAGACCCGAAUUUCCCUCGGACAUGCUGAAAGCUGGUAUGGCUACAGACCAGAGCCACGUUUUUUCUCCCGUCUGUGGCGCUGGUGGGAUCCGGCUUUCGAUCGCACGGAUCCACCGGGAUACGUCUACAUCGACACCACGCUUCCCAUCCAAAAGUCCGGUAUGGUCAGAAAAUGGCGGUUUUUUUCUGGUGUAGAUACAUCAAAUCGCGACUCCGCGUGGGCAGCGACAAGCAG